Molecule: messenger RNA, 914 nt
Organism: Fimicolochytrium jonesii
Lineage: Eukaryota; Fungi; Chytridiomycota; Chytridiomycetes; Spizellomycetales; Powellomycetaceae
Exons: 2
Coding region: 60-914 (284 amino acids)
Molecular function (GO): protein binding
Source: RefSeq, a predicted model, not a curated record
CUUUCUUCGCGAAAUAGCAACCACCUAAAGCCGCAAGCAGACGAAUCUCUCACACCAAAAUGCCAUCCAAAGAGCCUAUUCCGCCGCACCAAACCGGCGUCGAGUGUCCCUCCUCCUCCGCUGAGGUCCCACAAGAAACCCGCGGCUCACCCUCCUUCCCCGACGCAGACAUCGAGAUCCAAAUCGGCAGCACCGUCUUCGCCGUGCACAAAAUCUACCUCUCUCACAACUCAAAGUACUUCCAAAGCAUGCUCAACGGGCCGUGGAAGAGCGUGCAGGUUGCUGAGAGCGGUUUGCCGCGACUAACACUUGAGGAACCUGUCACCCUGGAAUGCUUUGCGUGGUUCCUCAACGCUAUAUACUAUCCGUAUAAGCACGGGAUUGGCUGUACGGAGGAUCUUCGGUGGUUAUUCAAGCUUUUUGAGCUUUGCGAUUAUUUGCUUGCGGAGGAUCUGUCCAAAGAGGUGGUUCGACGCAUCAAAGCCAGACGCAUGGCAGUUCAUAUUACCUUCGAGAAUGUCCGUGUCCUGCUGAAAAAGGCUGAUGACAUAAGAUACAAGGACGCGGAUUUGAGGGAGAAGUGUCGGGAGUUUCUGUUGAUGAACCUUCGAGGAAGUAGCGGCGCGGAUUCCCGGAAUCCAUCCUUACCCAUCAACCCAUCAAAGGUGCUGCAGGACAACAUGGCUGAGGCCGCGUACCUAGCCGAGCAACACGGCUUCCAAGACCUUCUGACGACGGAGAUGCUCGGAUCUUUGCAGAGGCCUCUUGGUCAAUUCCUGAGGGAGUUCGCAUUGCAGGCGCUUCAAGUUAAUCCUUAUUACCAGCGGUUGUCAACAGACUCGCAGAUGCUGCUCGUUGCAAAGUGGGGCCCGAAAAGUCGGGAUCGUCGGUUUACGUGCGAUACGGUUGAGUAG